GCGUGCGCAAUGCGCGCCUUCCGCCUCAAGCAGCGCGAUUGCGCGAGGACGAUCCGACUCGCACGCGAGGAGAUCGCCGCUCUCGCGCCGGCGGCGCAGGGCGGCGGCGGCGCGCCGGAGAUGUCUCUUUCCGUCUCGUCGGCCGGCCGGCUCGAGGGGCUACUCAACCAGCUGCAGCUCGUGUGCACCAUGGUGGAGGACCACGACAAGGCGCAGUCGAUGCGGCGCGCGCUCGUCAGCGAGGUGUCGGACGAGCAGCGCGCGCUACUGCCGCGCCUCGACGGCGCUCGAGCCUAUAGCCGAGAUCGCGCCUCGCCCGUCGCCCUCUCGGCGCAAGAGACGCUCGAGCUCCUCCAGGCGCUCCAAAAGGCGGUCGAAUCGCUCGGCGGGAAGGCCACCGAGCUCAAGGCGACGUGAGCAGACUACCCUCCUCCCCUCGUCUCCCCUCUCCGGGGCGACAAGCGCCGCGCACGCCCACCGAGCCGCGAGGCCGGCCGAUUGGAGGCGCCUCCGAGACGCCCCGCCCCCCUGCGCUUGGGCUGAUCGUUGCUCGCGCACCUCUCUCGGGAAGGCGCAGGCCCCGUUCUCCCCCCGUGGUGUGUCCAUUGCUUUCUUUGCAUGUGCCUUUGCAACGGCCAGCGGCGCGACGGGCAACUCCCUUUUGUGUGGCGCAGAUGUGAGCGUCAGAUAUAUCGCGCAA
Molecule: messenger RNA, 700 nt
Organism: Emiliania huxleyi CCMP1516
Lineage: Eukaryota; Haptophyta; Isochrysidales; Noelaerhabdaceae
Exons: 5
Source: RefSeq, a predicted model, not a curated record